Molecule: messenger RNA, 5710 nt
Organism: Stegastes partitus (bicolor damselfish)
Lineage: Eukaryota; Metazoa; Chordata; Actinopteri; Pomacentridae
Gene: ical1
Product: islet cell autoantigen 1-like
Exons: 15
Coding region: 518-2212 (564 amino acids)
Biological process (GO): regulation of transport
Cellular component (GO): Golgi apparatus
Molecular function (GO): protein domain specific binding
Source: RefSeq, a predicted model, not a curated record
UGUUUUUAUUCAGGUGAUACAGAGAUUAAAAACAGUACAAAACCACAUGAAUAGAAGUUAAAUGGGUGUUUAAUUAUUCGGUUAAACGAGUUCUACACGUUCUGCUUCCACAGCUGUUUCCUUGGAUCCACUUCCUCGUGUUUGAGGCUGCAGAAGACGAACGUGCAGAGUUCUGCCUGGAACUGGUCUGACCGUGACAGGAUGGACCAGACCUGCCUCUCCGGUUCUCCUUCACUUCAGCAUCGAGGUCACAUCAGCUGGGUUGGUUUUUGUCCGACAACGUGCACUUUUGCAUGCUGGAAGUCCAGAAGUGUCCGUGAGUGUUGAGUUUUGGGUGAAUAGACGAUCUUGGUGGAGCCCAGCAGCAGCAGCAGCAGCAGCAGCAGCUCCGUCACGGCUGCUUUGCAUAUCCUGUUCCUGAGUCAGACCGCGGCUAUCGGCGGAGGAGGCCGGCCGACCUGCGAUGCAUAGAUGCUCGGACUGAACACUUAAAGCCAGAACAGACAACACUUCAAUCAUGGACGGGUUUGCGGGUGACAUGCUGAGCGGCGGCCGGGCUCUGCUUGGCGAGGACAGCUCGGUGAUGGCUCGCAUGCAGAAGAAGUUCUGGAAGACCAAGCAGGUCCUCAUCAAAGCCACGGGCAAGAAGGAAGACGAGUACGUGGUGGCUUCAGAUGCUGACCUGGACGCUAAACUCGAGUUCUUCCGCUCCGUUCAGUCGACGUGCACAGAGCUGCUGAAGGUGAUUGAGAAGUAUCAGUACAGGAUCACACGCUUGUCUCAGGAGGAGAACGAACUCGGCCUAUUUUUGCGCUUCCAGGCUGAACAUGAUCGCACUAAAGCUGGCAACAUGAUGGAUGCCACCAGCAAAGCCCUCUGUGCCUCCGCCAAGCAGAGGAUGGCACUUUGUCCGCCGCUGCAUCGUUUGCAUCAGGAAGUGGAGACGUUCCGGCGGCGUGCCAUCGCUGACACGCUGCUGACAGUCAGUCGUAUGGAGAAGGCCCGCACCGAGUACAGAGGAGCUCUGCUCUGGAUGAAAGAUGUCUCCCAAGAACUGGACCCAGACACCUACAAACAGCUGGAAAAGUUCCGCAAGGUCCAAGCCCAGGUCAGAGGGUCAAAGAGUCAGUUUGAGAAACUGAAGAACGAUGUGUGCCAGAAGGUGGACAUGCUGGGAGCGAGCCGCUGCAACAUGCUGUCCCACUCCCUCUGUACCUACCAGACGACUCUGCUUCAGUUCUGGGAGAAAACGGCCCAUGCUAUGUCAGAAAUCCAUGAGGCCUUCCAAGGACAUGUACCGUACCAGUUCACCACACUCAAGGACCUGCGGGACCCACUGGAGCAAUUAUCAGACUUACAGAAACAGGAGGAGAAGCAGGAGAAGGCUCUGCAGGGGAACACAGACAGUCUGGUGUCCUUGGAUGAUGACAAGCCAUCAGGAAGUGCCUCUAAUGCAGACCCAGCCCUCAGCAGCGCUGCACAGAGCCAGACGAGGGACGCUGUGCACCAAAGCGCUCCCACACCUACUCCAGCUCUGCACAGCCUCAGAGGACUGUCGACAGGCUCUGAUGAUGACUUGAUGCUCAUGGCGUGUGACCCUCCGCCGCCCCCACCCUCAACAAAUGCCCCGCUCCAGCCCCAGCUCCUGCCUUCCCCACAGGCUGGAGAUCAGAGAGAGUCCAGGCUCUCGCAGCUGCCUGCCACCGGUGGCAGUCUGCUCUCAGGUCCACACCCUCCUGGAUCAGGGCUGAGACCAGAGGACGAAGACAGUGAGCGAAGCGACAUGGCUUUCCUCAAAGACCUACUCAGCCCCGGCGCCGGCGCCUGCGACGAGUUCAGCAGAGAGUGGCAGGAUGCCUUCGGGAUGUUUGAUCCUCCCAGCGUCCAACCAGCGAGCACCGGAGCAGCGAGCGGCGGGGCAGCACCACCUUCUAACCCCCCCAGUCCCACAGGCUUCCUGCCCUCCCAGCUGCUGGAUCACAGUCUGAGCUCUACAGGCUGGGCCACUCCACCUAUGUUCCAAGCACCGCCCUUACAGCCUCCUACUGGUCCGAACCAGCCAGCUCAGCCGGCUCCAAGUCCAGCCACUGCUGCAGCAGCUCCAGGAGGAUCCAAAGACAUGUCUGCAUGGUUCAACCUGUUCGCAGACCUGGACCCCCUUUCCAACCCCGACGCCAUUGGACGCUCUGCAGAUGAGCUGCUCAACGCCUGAAGUGUGAGUGUGUGUGAGUGAGAGUGUGUGUGUGAGUGAGUGUGUGUGUGUGUAUGUGUGUGUUUUCGCUCCGAGGAUGUGGAUUUUUGUGGAUUUUGCAGCUUUUCAUUGAGAUCACAUAAACCAACAUAAACUGCGAAAAAUACACACAGAUGUUACACACACACACACACACACACACACACAGAUGUGCGUCCACAUUUCUGUUACCGGGAGAGAUGUGCACACAAACACACUUUAUAGUUGUGUUACACUGGAAGAUGAUGUUUUACUCUGGAAACAGGUGAGAUGAUUGUUAAACUCGACUCCUCGGCGUCUCUCAGCUGCUCUCUGCAAAAGACUGUUAACACUAAUCACUAAUGCACACAGCAAACCUCCUGUGGUUUGUGUUCGUCACUGCAGCUUCUGUAAGGCGGAGCGGAUGUUUGGGGUUGAUUUUGGACAGUGUGAUGUUUUCUGCGUUUUCUUUGCGUUGUUUGGGUGUGUGUCAGUUUGCUGUGUUUGUACACUUUGCAAGGGACGAGGAUGUUAUAAACAGUCCUAUUUGCUGCUUAUGGUGGUUUCUAUGUAACAGCACAGUUGUCACAGAUGAAUGAAGGCCUGUCACUGAGCCUGUAUUUGCACACUACAAGACUGGCAGCAUUUGAAGACUCCCCGCUGCCAAACGAGUCUGUAUCAUGAAGCAAGAAUAUUGUAUUAACCAAUCAAAUCUGGGUUUAUAUCAGGUUUUCUGGCAUCAAGAACCCGCCUCUAGUUUCACCAGUGUGCACCACAGCGUUAUGCAAAGGCAGUGGAGACAUAUUGAUGCAUAAUUAAUCUUUAUCUGUCUUUCUUCUUUAAAAAUCCUGCUCUAGGUUGGUGUCAUUUAAGACAAAACAGCUUUUUUAAAGUUAUUACCUGUGAAAUGGCGCUAAAGAGCAAAUUGCAGUACUUUGUGUGUCGUCGUUGUGAUGUGUCUGUGGCACUAAAGCUAAAAUCACAGAGUGAUCGCUAAUUAAACUAAUAAAACCGGCUAACUACACAGCUAAAGUCACAGAAAGACUGCAAAGAGAAAGAGCCACACACCAUAACCAUGAAAAUACAGCUAACCAGACAGUAAUGAAUUCAGUUUAACACAGAUAACGAACUCGCCCUGACGAUGUCAUUCCUACAUGUUCCUUAGAAGAACAUGAAUGUCUGAACCACAUUUCCUGCUAAUCUGUCAAAUAGUUGUUGAGACAUUUCAGUUUGGACCAAAGUGGAGGACUGACUGAGUCACUUUGCUGGUGAGUCAGUCAGGAGUCAGUCUGGAGAUGCACACGUUCAUAAAUCGCUCCGUAAAUCACAGUAACGUGUUAACGAGGCAUUCAUUGUUUUUCUUUUGGCCUUUUAGCUGUCCUCUCUGUUUGUAACCGUUUUUAGAGUUAAAUAUAAACUACCAGAAUGUCACAUGUGGAUAUGGUCAUGUAAUAUCCAUGUUGCUUGCUUUAAAGCAGCUCUGCCUCUCUGAUGUCAACACGCUUGUAGUUGAGCUGGUAAAUCCAGAGUUAACAGAUCCAGUUAAUAGCAGCCUUAUGAUAGCAGGCGUAAUAAAACUCCAGAUGAUAAAUAAUGUGACGCUUUACUCAUCGCUGUAAUAUAACGUUGCCUCCUCUGUCGUUCAACUGUCAGCGGUCCCUGGAAACGGAACGAUGGCGUCACUACGAGAGACUGAACUGGAAUUAGAUUACAGGCGCAGUGCAAAUGGAAAGUCUUUCUGUUGCUUUUGUGACACCAAGAGUUUCUUCAAAUGUCUUUAAUAUCGAUCAUCAACCCGGAUUCCACUCAGCUGGGUGAAAGUAGGAUGUGUUUUUUAUCGUCUUUAGUCCCGUCUGUUGUUUCAGUUUCACAAUCAGAAGUCCAUGGCCAAGAAAAACGUGAGAAUGAAUUAUUAUAUUGUGUUGGAUUUUUAUUCUUAUUCUUAUUAUUGGUGCACUAUUUAAUUCCUACAAAUGUGCAAGUAACAGAAUCUGAUGCAUCAAAAUGUAUUUAUUUUCAAACUCUAUCACUAUCACUGUUGUUGUGCAGUCCACAGUAAAGAUAACUCUAUCCAGGAACACUGUAAAGUACUACUGAGAGCUGUGUGUGUGUUCUGACAGACGGAUUGUUAUGAGGGAAAAGGAUCUACACUGGAGAACUGUUACUGUAGCACAUUUUCAACCACAUGGAUUGGUUUCCUGGUGUGUACUGACAUCUCUGAAUGUUUAUGUGGUGCAAAGUGACGAUGCACAGCUCGACUUUACUCUGGUUGAGGAGUGAACAUGAUGUCUGUGAGCUGAGUGAAGGAAGUUAUAUCUGUGUGCUUGUAAAAUCUCACUCAUCAUUGGAAGUCCAGCAACUCAGAAAAAACCCAUUUUCUACAAGCUGCACAUUCGUAUAUCAGCUUCUGUGGGGUAGAACACACCCCUCACUGUGGUUACAUGUUCUUUUUCUUCAUUGUUUGUAAUGCAGCUGACACAUGGAGCUUUUGUUGUGGAGGGAAAAUCAUGAAGGAAUGUAGAAGCCAGCCGGUAACAUAACAAUGGCCAAUAAUGUAAUAAAUGUGCACUUUUUAAAAUGUAAUAGGCCGAUAACGUAAUAAAAAUCCUGAACUGAUAGCGUAAUAACUUACUACGUUAUUGACCUGCUUAGAAAAAACUCUUUGCAAAUGUAUUAACCAGCUCGUUAACCAGAUCAUUACGUUAUCAGUUCAGGACUUUCAUUACGUUAUCGGCCGUUAUUACCUUAUCGGCUUCUACGAGGAACUCUGUGGUCACAAGGAUAACUAGUGUGUCAGCAUUUCUGUCACAUCAUGUAUUUUACUGUUUACUCUUGAUUUACAUGCUUAAAAUAAAAGAAUGUAUUUCUCAACUCAAUCACAGAUGCUCUUUUUUUUUUUUUUUUUUUUAAUUCAACUAUGCCUUUUUAUUUCACUCGAAGGGGUUAAACAGAUGAAAACUUGGCAGUUCUGUUUCCAGUAAACUGGACAAGCAAACAGAGUUGUUCUGGUCUCAAGCCUCUUCCAAAAUGCUGUUUAUCCACUAUGAAAAAAACACACUUUGGGUUGAAUUUCUAUUUCCACGUGUGUUACCUGCUAUUCUGCACGACUUCAUUUUGUAAACAGACGUCUAAAAAACAAUGAAUCAGAACGUCGCUUUUGGUGUGAUUGUUUUUCAGCAUUUUGGAACAGAACUCCUUCGUUUCUUUCAUAGUUUAAAUAUUUAUAACCGUUUUAGCAAGUACCUGUUACUCCAAAUCAGGUCACUGAACAAAUGACAUCCACACUUGUCUCUACUUCUACUCUGCUACAGGUUUACAUCUUUCAGGAUUUCCGCUGUGGUGUGAGGCUACAUCGAUAGCAGCUGUUGGUUUGCUCCCUCUUAGUAGUGUAGACUUGUUGGUGUGCACUGAAAAAUUAGUAUAUCUUUUUUGUAUCCUAUUCUCUACAACCUGAGAUGGACGAUGUAAUCUAUUCUUGAUUAAAAUUCUCUGAAGACCCAA